AUGUCCUUGUGGCGCAUUCUCGAUCGGCCAUUGCCUCGUCCCUGUCGCGGCCUCUUCUUCGUCCUCUGCGUCUUAGGCGAGUCCAAUCACAUCGCUUGGCUCUUCCUCGCCGUCGCCUUCACCGUCGCCCCAGCCGCCGUCGUAGUCCAAAACCGCGUCGUCCUUCUUUUCGUCGUCCUGGCGGCCGGCCUCGUCCACCGCGGCGCGUUUUCUCGUGACGGCCGCUAUGACGCUACACCCGCUCAACUUCGACUUCUUUCAAGGGUGCUUUUUUUUCCGCGUCCGCGUGAUUCCGUGCCGGUCUUUGGCAAUCUUGGCCCGCUUCGCGUGAACAGUCUUCUGUUCCAGCCCGCGCUGAUUGGGGUACCCCUCGCGGUCCCUCUUCAGGCGGCCACAUUUACGGCGCCAUCCAUAUAG
Peronospora matthiolae is the source of this 417-nucleotide messenger RNA. The record is from the annotation of a GenBank genome assembly. NCBI's taxonomy places the organism in Eukaryota, Oomycota, Peronosporomycetes, Peronosporales, Peronosporaceae.